AUGGAGCGUGGAAUCUCUAUAUUCUUCCUGAUCGUCCUUGGAGCAGCGACAUGCAACGGUGACAUUGAUCCUGCGUCCUACCGUCUUCCCGAAGAGGUCGUCCCAGUUUCCUACGACCUUUGGAUACUAACCCGCCUAGCCGCCGACAAUUUCACCUAUCAAGGUCACGUGGACAUAACAUUGAACGUCCUUCAAACAACAGACACUGUCAUCCUCCACAACGAUGGUCUCCUCAUUCGAAACAACUCUCUCCACCGAGGAACAAAUAAAUCAAUCGAUUCACUCGUUCCAAUCACCACCACAACUUAUAACAAACAACGACAAUUCUAUAUUCUGGAAUCCUCGAAACUGGAAGUCGGUGUUUAUAUAUUGACACUGGACUUCGAAGGUCAAGUCCGGGACGACUUGUUCGGAUUUUACAGAAGCAGCUAUGGGCCUCAUGAUAUUAACUACAUGGGAGUCACUCAGUUUUCACCGGUACAUGCACGGAAAGCGUUUCCUUGUAUGGACGAGCCACAUUUGAAAGCGACCUUCAUCCUCCAUGUUGGUCAUACUGGGGAUCAGACGGCGACUAGUAAUACUGUGGCUGAAAGUACUGUACAUAUGUACGAUGACCUCUACGUGACGACAUUCUCCCCAACACCAAAGAUGUCCACAUACCUAGUAGGCUGGGCCAUUCACGACUUCGUGCAAGAAACCUCAGCCUUCUCCGAUAAUCUGAGCAUCUGGACCCGGAAGGCCAUGCGGCGUCACGGAACCACCAGCCUCUAUCAAGGUUCAUCCCUGUACAUGUUUCUGACGAAGUACCUCAAGGUUCCGAACCCGGUCCCCAAAAUGGAGCAGAUAGCUUUAAAUGAUUUCAACUUCAACGCCAUGGAGAACUGGGGUAUGAUCACGUACAGGGAGUCCGUGCUGCUGUACGAAGGUGGCGUGACUCCGACAAAGAAAAUGGUGGACGGAUUCACUACGAUGGCUCACGAAUAUGCUCACACGUGGUUUGGGAAUUUGGUCACGCCGAGAUUCUGGGAUGUGGCGUGGUUGAAGGAGGGAUUUGCCUCGUAUUUCCAGUAUUUCGCUUUGUCGAGGGUGCAGCCGACUUGGGGGAUGAUGGAUAAAUUUGUUGUGGAUAUGCUGCAGCCUACUUUGUUACUGGAUGCUGAGAACCAUACUAGGAGUAUGGAUGGGAAGGAUGUGGGCAGUCCUAGCAGCAUCAUGGGGGUGCUGGAUUUUGUUUCUUAUAAGAAGGGGGCGUCUGUGAUUCGAAUGCUCUCCCACGUGAUGGGGGAACCAGCCUUCCAAGAUGGUCUGCAAAAUUACUUGAAAAAUAUGUCAUACAAAGCAGCAUCACCAUCAGAUCUCUAUCACCACCUCCAAGCUUCUCUGGACAAGUCCGGUCAACAAAAUGGCGUCCACGUCGAGCGCAUAAUGGACUCCUGGACCAACAAGCCGGGCUUUCCUUUGGUAACCGUUACUCGGGACUACAAGAAAGCAUGGAUAACAGUAGAACAACAACCAUUUCAACGAUAUUUCUUGAGAUCAAACCAGACGGACGAGUGGUGGAUACCAUUGAACUACGUCUCGAAAACGUUUAUUGACUUUUCAAAGACGACAGCUCAACAUUGGUUGAGUCCUAAGAAUACGUUUACGAUGAUGACUUAUAUUCCUGCGAGUGAUUGGGUUAUUUUCAAUGUCCAACAAAUGGGGUACUAUCGAGUGAAUUAUGAUGAACGUAACUGGAGAAUGAUUAUUGAUUAUUUGAAAUCUAAGGAUUAUGCGAAGAUUCACAGAGUCAAUAGAGCUGCGUUGGUAGACGACGCCUUUAAUUUGGCGAGAGAAGGUUAUCUUAAUUAUUCGAUCGCUUUUGAUCUUGCGGGGUACUUGCAGCAGGAGAUUGAUUAUGAACCUUGGGUGGCGGCGGUGAAUAGCUUUAAGUUUUUGAAUAGGAUGUUAUAUGGUUCGCCGGAUGUGCAAGGGGCUUUCCAGGGAUACGUCGGUCGUUUAUUGCUGCCGAUGUAUGAGAAAUUGGGUUUCAACGAAUCCCUAAACGAGGACAUAACUGACAAAUUAUCUCGGGAGCUGAUAUUAUCUGCUUCCUGUUUACUACGCAAUUCUGAUUGCCUGAAGACUGCCACAAGUCUGUUCCGGAAGUGGUUUCCUUCAUCUUUAACGCAUAUACCGAAAGAUACGAAGAGUUUCGUUUACUGCGAAGGUGUACGAGCUGGCAACCAUGAAGUUUGGUACCAGAUGCUGAACUUGUGGAAAGCAACCGACUUGCAUACGGAGCAGGAAUUACUAUUGCAAGCUCUUGGCUGUACUACAAACGCUACCUUAAUAAACCAGUAUCUCGAAAUGUCGAUUACAGACCAAAAUGGCGUCCGCAAGCAUUACAGAAUCAGCAUAGUGAACGCUGUUCUAAAUGGCCACGUAGACAACGUUGAGAAGGUUUUAGAAUUCGUUGGAAAAAAUUUAACAACGAUUAUCAAUCUAAGAGGUCACGAUUUCUUGGACAAAAUAAUCUCUGCGAUCAGCAAUGCGAUAACAACAGCGGAACAAGUGGUGAUGUUGCGUUCGUUCGUCAAGGAAAGGUAUGAUGUACUUGGACCGUCAUUAAAUGGCGCUGAAAAGGCACUUAAGAAAGCUUCGGAAACAGUGCAGUGGAUUGAACAUUUCUCGCCUGGAAUCGCGAAGUAUUUUCAAUUUAAUUGA
This is a messenger RNA of Megachile rotundata (alfalfa leafcutting bee), 2706 nucleotides long. RefSeq names its product aminopeptidase N. Gene Ontology annotation, biological process: peptide catabolic process; proteolysis. The record is from RefSeq and is a predicted model, not a curated record. Gene Ontology annotation, molecular function: peptide binding; zinc ion binding; metalloaminopeptidase activity. Gene Ontology annotation, cellular component: cytoplasm; membrane. NCBI's taxonomy places the organism in Eukaryota, Metazoa, Arthropoda, Insecta, Hymenoptera, Megachilidae.